Molecule: messenger RNA, 249 nt
Organism: Auxenochlorella protothecoides
Lineage: Eukaryota; Viridiplantae; Chlorophyta; Trebouxiophyceae; Chlorellales; Chlorellaceae
Exons: 1
Coding region: 1-249 (82 amino acids)
Source: RefSeq, a predicted model, not a curated record
AUGGAGGAGCAUAGCACUGGGGCGUGCAUGGUCGCAUUGGCCGGAAUCCAUGCCCGCCGACUGGAAGCAUCGAUGGGAACUACCCGCUCCCCCCAAAUUCAAACGCGAGCACAACGGCACCGUCAGGGAGCAGCAUGCCGCAUCGCAGUCGCUCUGCGAUGCCAUAUCAUGCCCGUCAACACACCUGGCAGGGGGAAUCCAGACUCCGCCAGUCCAAUCCGCAUCCCGGGGUUGGCGGAGUUGACAUGA